GCUGGCCGCUGGGCUUCCUCUCACUACCAGAUUUGGUAGUCAGUGGAAACGCAAAGCGAAUGCUUCACAUUUAUACAUCCGGUGAAAUAUCUGUCUCAUUGUUCUAUCUGUGUUUCUUCCUCUCUCUCGACUUCGGCAGUUUUGCUCGCUGCGUAGCUUCGAAAGGGUUCGAUUUAGCUUCAAAUCUCGAUCUGCACCUCCGCUUUGAUGGCAUUUUUUCUUUCCUAUAGUGCCCCCGCCACUCUUUGAAAAUUCCACCUAAAAGGAAAAAACGAUCCACCCCAAAUAUUGGGUUUUAUUCUCACGUGUACAAUUACUACCCAGAGGGCUUAGGGGCGGCUCUCCGCCGAGAGCCGUUCGACUUCAACGCCGAGCCACCUUGGGAUCCUAGCUGAUAGUGGGGGAGCUCCAUCUCCUAACUCGUCCAUUUUGCUGCAUACUAUCAAGGACCCCAGGGGCUCAGAGAGAGACCACUUCACCCAGGGGCUCAGAGAGAGACCACUUCACCCAGGGGCUCAGAGAGAGACCACUUCACCCAGAGGAUCAGAGAGAGACCACUUCACCCAGAGGAUCAGAGAGAGACCACUUCACCCAGGGGCUCAGAGAGAGACCACUUCACCCAGAGGAUCAGAGAGAGACCACUUCACACAGAGGAUCAGAGAGAGACCACUUCACCCAGGCAUAAUUCUUUAUGACUGGCAGAUUAGCAGACAACAGUUGAGAUGAAGGGACUAGCUGACGAACCAAACUACUCCGUCGCCCUGCUGGAUGGAGCCACGGCCCUCAGCGAUGUGGUUGAGAAUCACAUUUAUGAACAAACACUGGCUGAGAAGAAUGCGUUCUUCGUGGCAGACUUGGGGGUCCUUAUGAGGCAACAUGUUCGCUGGCGAACCCACAUGCCCCAGAUGCGUCCCUUCUACGCUGUCCAAGCCAACAGCAGCCUGGCUGUCAUUGAGAUCCUAGCUGCUCUCGGCACUGGCUUCAUCUGCACCAGCAAGUAUGAGUUGGAGCUUGUGCAGGGCUAUGGCGUUCCCUCUGAAGACAUUAUCUACAGCGGUGUGUGUAAGCAGCUCUCCCAGAUCAAGUACGCCGCUAAGAACGGCAUCGACUUCCUGGUGUGUGACAACGAGGCCGAACUACGCAAGAUCGCUCGCUGCCAUCCCCGUGCCAAACUGCUGCUGCAGGUGGCCACAGAGGCUUCCAGCGAGGGUGAUGAAAUGGGCAUGGCGUUUGGCUCCAAGCUGAAGGACUGCAGACACCUGCUGGAGAGCGCCAAAGAGCAGGGCCUGCAGGUGGUGGGGGUCAGGUUCCACAUUCCCAGCUCCUGUGACGACCCUCAGGCCUACAGCCAUGCAGUGUCUGACGCUCGCUGUGUCUUUGACAUGGGGGAGGAUAUUGGCUUCAGUAUGACACUCCUGGAUAUUGGAGGUGGAUUCAAUGGCUCAGAGACUCAGCUGAAACAGAUUAACAGUGCAGUCAGGCCGUUGUUGGACCUGUACUUCCCUGCAUCGUCUGGCGUCUCCAUCAUGGCAGAGCCUGGCAGUUACUACGUGUCCUCCUCCUUCACCCUGGCUGUCAACAUCAUCGCUAAGGAAGUAGGCGCCCGGGAUCUUCAUGGCAAUCACGAUGAACCAUCUCCCAACGAUGAGCCAGAGUUCCUGUACUACAUGAAUGAUGGUGUGUACGGCUCGUUCACUAGCAAGCUAGCAGACAAUGUGAUUCCAGCCCCGGCUCUGCCCAAGAGCGGUGUGUCCGAGGAUCCGGUGUUUGCCAGCAGUCUGUGGGGUCCGUCGGGUGAUGAGCUGGACCAGGUGGUGGAUCAGUGUCUGCUGCCAGAGCUCAGUGUGGGAGACUGGCUGAUCUUCAACAACGCUGGGGCCUAUAGCCUGGGCCCUCCGUCCACUUUCACAGAAUCACCCAGACCCCCCGUCUACUACACCAUCUCUACUGGAGACUGGUUUGAGAUGCAGGACGCUGGUAUCACCCAGGACAUCAGCAUGAAGAACUUCUCUCUGGUCCCCUACUUCCUCCACUCCAGCCAAUCAGACGAAGCCCUGUCGGUCCCAGCUUAGGCUAGCUGAACCAAUCCCAUGUCUCUGCUGUGCUGACCUCACCUGGUCAACAUUCCAAUGGGAGGAAAAGACUGAAUGGUGCUUGCUGGCUAAAAGCUUUUUAUUAUUCAUUUCAUAAGGAAUUGAGCUUGGGGGGGGGGUGUGACAAGCCCUAUACAGGAUGUUGUUGGAUCUCUCAAGGAGGUGUUCCUUCCUUUCCACAUUCAGUAAAAUAGUAUGCAACAAAAUGGAUGAGUCUGUAGGGAUGGAACUCCCACCUGUGUGGGUAUCCCAUGCGGUUACAGUUUACAUACAGUAAAUACAUACAAUGGAAUUUAAAAGUUAAUAUUUGAAACAUGUAUUAUAUUGCCUAUGUCUCCUUUUGCCAGUCUUGUAAAUUCAAUUGUCUACCUACUCAAAGUGGAGCAGUUAACAAAACCUGAUGUUUUAAAGCCAUUUUUGGAUGCUUUGCUAAAACAUAUUUAUGUUUAUUUAUGCUUUUGUUGGUUGUUUUUUUUGUGCUAUGAAUAUCUGAUCCCCUGGCACUUAUGAUCAGUCAGUAUUUAAAAGGUGGCAUACAGUAGCCAAUGAUGCAUCCCAAAUGGCACCCUAUUCCCUAUUUAGUGCAAUACUUUUGACCAGAUCCCUAUCUAGGGAGUAGUGUCAUUUGGGAUGCAUAUAACAGUACAGUGCCUCAGAUGAAGGGGAACUCUAUUUGACUCAAGCAAUAUGAGUACAGAAUAUCAUUCACCAAACAUCUCGUUGAUAGGGAGCUUGUGCUCACACUCUAAAUAUAGACCGUCUUGAGACUAUUAUCAUAAUGCAACAUUGAUGUUUCAUUUGUUUUUUAAAUCCCUCUUCCUUACAUGUCUCUGUGGAAAGAAUUGUCCAACAUCUGUGAAUUGGUCUCCAGUUUUGUCUAAAGUAAAUUAAUAUAAAAGCUCUCUGAAUCAUAA
Messenger RNA from Salmo salar (Atlantic salmon), 3007 nucleotides. Its product is annotated as antizyme inhibitor 1. The record is from RefSeq and is a predicted model, not a curated record. Gene Ontology annotation, molecular function: ornithine decarboxylase activator activity; ornithine decarboxylase activity. Lineage: Eukaryota; Metazoa; Chordata; Actinopteri; Salmoniformes; Salmonidae. Gene Ontology annotation, biological process: positive regulation of polyamine transmembrane transport; negative regulation of protein catabolic process. Gene Ontology annotation, cellular component: cytoplasm.